This is a messenger RNA of Vombatus ursinus (common wombat), 775 nucleotides long. RefSeq lists its product as uncharacterized. The record is from RefSeq and is a predicted model, not a curated record. NCBI's taxonomy places the organism in Eukaryota, Metazoa, Chordata, Mammalia, Diprotodontia, Vombatidae. The transcript has 4 exons. Bases 50 to 775 code for a protein of 241 amino acids.
GGAAGGACAAACCACACAAGGAUGCUUGAUUGACUGAAUUUCACUUCGUAUGAUUAAGAUUGAAGGGCAGGGACUUCCCAUGCAGUUACCAGAGAAGGGGGAAGGAGCCAAGGGGAGCACAAGUCCUCUGCCCAGAAGGAGAGAGGGGAAUUACAAAGUUUUCCGCUCAUCUGCCUACCAGGAAGAUAGAAAGAAGAAGAGGAAUGGUGCUUUACUCCCAAGGAAGAGAAAGAAGAGCCUUCUCUUUCUCUGUCUAAGAGAAAGGAGAGUAAAGAGAGAAAGAGAAAGGGUGUUUAGAAAAUCUGGAUCAUUUAUGCCCUUCCCACUACUUCUAGUAUGGUUAGAUCAUAUGGUGCUAGAGGCAGUACGUAUGAAUUAUCAUCACCACCACCAUGACCUCUAUGGAUAUGAUCUAGGACGAAGAUCUUUGAGAGAAGCAGGAACCCUUUGGGCCGCUGACCCUGCUCCCAGCCUGACCUCUGCCUACAUUGUCCCGCAGAGGAUAUCUAUGGAUAUCUGUCAGGUAACUGUCUCUGCUGGUGCUUCAUCCCCUGCCACUUCAGCUGCUGAAGACCUGGAAAAGAAAGUUCUCACCACCAAAGAACAAGGAGGUUCAAUAUCAGAAAUAGAUAUGAUCUUAUCAAUCAAAGAAACAGUAAAGAACACCCUGUCCUUUGUACCUGACUGCUACGGAGAAAGAGGGCUUCUUUCUCCUCCUCCUCUUUCUCCUCCUCCUCUCAUGUUUGGGGAAGGCAUGAGGCUGCAGGCUUACUAA